AAUUCUUACUUAUUUUCAACAUUUCUAAAAGCCAUAGUUACUUAAAAGCCCUUCUGAUACAUACAAAGAAAUUCUGUAAAUAGUUCUGCAUGUUGAACCCAAUUCUUAUGUUUAUUAAGUAAUACUGGCAGCAGUGUUUACCCGCAGCCUUGGAACCUGAUCUUCCUCGGCUGCAUCCAUUUUACGUUUUUUCAGACCUCUACUCAAAUUCAGUACUGCUAUCAGCAUCGGGGAUUAAACCUUCUAAAAUGACUGAUACGAAGUUUAGAGAGAUUGUUUCAGACAACUGUGUGGUGAUUUUCUCUAAAACAACAUGCUCCUACUGCAAAAUGGCAAAAAACCUUUUUGAGGGUAUGAAUGUAAAUUAUACAGCUGUAGAACUGGACAGGAAUACAAAUGGAAGUAAUUUCCAGGACGUUCUUGAACAGAUGACUGGUGGCAGAACAGUCCCAAGAGUGUUUGUCAAUGGGGCUUUUGUUGGAGGUGCUAUGGAUACUCGGAGGCUUCAUGAGGAAGGCAAGCUGCUUCCAUUAGUUCAUCAAUGUCAAGUGAAAAGAAAAUCCUGAACAGCCAUCUAGCUUAGCUUAGUCUUCCUUGGUAUAAACAGAAUUUCAGACAAGGUAGAAGAUCACAAAGAUACACUGCAUCAGCUGGACUCAACAACUUCAAGCCAUGGAUUUCUGUAUCAUAGAUCAUUCUCUGACACAGACUUUAUGGACUUGGCAAAUUACUUGGUGUCCUUGCCUCAGCUUUACCACAACCAAAAUGGUGAUAAAUAACAUUAUGUAACUCUCGCGGCUCUAAGUGUGAGAUAGUGAUGUCAUUUUAUUGCUAUUACAUCCUGAUUCUAUGCUUCAGAGAAGUAUAGACUGUACAAGAAGAAUCCUGUAUUUUUUUGCUGCCAAUUAGUUUGCUUUCUAGCUUUGUUCCAACAGUUACAAUAAAUGGUCAGUUUCAUUUAAUGGUUCCUUUAAAUUUAAUUCUUCUCUGAAUGUCAAAUUGUAAUCAUGAAGAAAGUAUGAAGCAAAACAAGUUUGUAGUGAUAUUGCUGUAUGCAUGUCUGCCUCUCCUACAUUUCAGUGUCUGAUCACCUAGCUACCAAAUUGUAUGUCCAGUUGCUACAGAAAAGAGAAUAAAGAUUCUUGCAGCUUUA
Gymnogyps californianus (California condor) is the source of this 1153-nucleotide messenger RNA. It is a transcript of the gene GLRX2, whose product is annotated as glutaredoxin 2. The coding region runs from base 249 to 566 and encodes 105 amino acids. The transcript is spliced from 3 exons. The record is from RefSeq and is a predicted model, not a curated record. Lineage: Eukaryota; Metazoa; Chordata; Aves; Accipitriformes; Cathartidae.